AAAAUGACCAGGACGAUGUCGGGGCGCUGUAUAGAAUCGACUACAGAAGUGUUCAGUCGCAUCACCAUGUACGCGCUUGUGUGCUUAAGUCUCCUAGCUUGUGCCUUCGCGGCACCCCAAUACCAUUUCCGGCCACCGCCUCGCCACCACCACCAUGAACAUUACCACGGCUCCGACUUGGACGACUUCAUGACCGACGAUGUUUUCGACACCGGAAGAUUCUUCAAAGACUUCAACAGAGAAAUGGAACAGCUUGAAAAGGCGAUCGAAGAACUCGUGAAGCACUUCCCCACUCAAGCGACAUCUGGUCUACAAGGCAACCAGUACAAAAUCAACAUUAACCUGAGCGGUUUCGACGAGAAAGAGAUCUCGGUUAAAGCCAGAGAAGGUUUAGUGAUGGUCCAGGCCGUUCACAAGACUGAAGAGGGGGGCGAGAGGAGCUACUUGGACGUGAGGACGCUUCCGUCAUUCGUUAAAACUGAUACUGGUAGCUGGACGUAUGGGGAGGACCUUUUGAAGAUCGUGUUCGAUGUUAAAGAGGGUACAGGAACUGAAGUUGCGGGAUCCACGGAGGCUGCUGUAGUGACCGAGGCCCCUGACCGCGAGGAGAUAGAAAGCCAAGAGAACGACAAUACUAACCAAGACGCUGACGUUGGCGUUCGAGGGGACACGGAACUCAUCACCAACGAGAUCCCUAAGGAGCAGACCGUGGAAGCGACCACAUACGCUGUUGACUUUAAUAAUGAGGUUGAGUUUGUGCCUGUGCGUUUGAACCCAAUUAAGCAGUAAUUUAAAGAUUGUUUACAAAAUACUUAAUUUGUUUAUUGAACAAGAUAAAUUAUUUUUGAUAAUUGAGACUAACACAGAUGAAGUGGCGAAUCUAUUUAAAGUUGUAUAAAAAGUGCUAUUAAAGUUUAAGUUAUUAAAUAUAAAUAAAAAGUAAAAUACCUACGCCA
Molecule: messenger RNA, 956 nt
Organism: Leguminivora glycinivorella
Lineage: Eukaryota; Metazoa; Arthropoda; Insecta; Lepidoptera; Tortricidae
Source: RefSeq, a predicted model, not a curated record